Leucoraja erinaceus (little skate) is the source of this 3148-nucleotide messenger RNA. It is a transcript of the gene ubox5, whose product is annotated as U-box domain containing 5. Lineage: Eukaryota; Metazoa; Chordata; Chondrichthyes; Rajiformes; Rajidae. Gene Ontology annotation, cellular component: nucleus. Gene Ontology annotation, biological process: protein polyubiquitination. The transcript has 5 exons. The record is from RefSeq and is a predicted model, not a curated record. Bases 174 to 1778 code for a protein of 534 amino acids. Gene Ontology annotation, molecular function: ubiquitin-ubiquitin ligase activity; ubiquitin protein ligase binding.
AAGAAACAUCUUUUGGAAUUUGAUCCUAAUUUGGAUGUAAAGAAUGAUAAACCUUUGCCUCCCCUGCUUUAAACCAAGGAUACAAUGUAAUAAGGUCCUGCCCUGGUUUGACUUCCCAAAAUUCAACAUCUUGCACAUCUCCAUUAAACUCCAUUCACCAUAACUCCUCACUGAUGCCCACAUCUGAGUCUAUUGGAUGGUGUCCUGGCUGUGCAGAAAGAACUUUGUCUCCACAUAGACUCUUCCAUGGACGGACGUUUUUACAACAAGUCUGCGCAGACGGCUAUGAUGUAGGCAAUCUGAUAUCUGCAGAUCCCCUGAAAAGGAAGUGUGGAUUCCGUGCUGAAUACUUCAUCAAACCUCCUCUACACGUCACUGUUUCAUUCCCAUUCAAUGUGGAGCUUUGUAGAAUUGACUUGGAAGUCUCACUGCCCUUGCAAAGCUCUAUAGGAUUGGACAUCUAUACUUGUACAACAUGUAGUAAGACCUUGACGUGGAAUGAAAACUCCAUACAAACCUCUCAGCCUGCUGGCCAGGCCUUUCUUGACAACGAUGUUUUUACUUUAGUGGGUAAAGUUGUACUGAAGCAAAACAAGGUAUCUUUCAGGCACAUAGCAUAUAAACCUAGACCUCCUUUUCAUGCGUUAAAUGAGCCUUCUGCCAUUGACCAUUGUACUUCUCUACAGGAUUUGUGGAACAAAGGGCAGUUUUCAUUGACAAGCAUAAAUCACCUCAGGAUCUGCAUCACCUUUGUGUCAGGAGGCCGUUUGCCUUGUUUGAAGAGGGUGGACAUCUGGGGUCAACCAUCUCGAUCGUCCCCUCGUAAACUUGUCCAAAGCAUCUUCAAGGUUUAUCAAGAAUACAAGGCUGAGCAAUCGAUUCCAAGGAUCAAGCAGGGAAAUGCUUCCAUCGCCUCAUCCAGCGAUACACCAAGUCAUAGCCGAGAGCCAGAUGCUGGUGGAUCUCCGCUGAUCAGCGGGAGCAUUCCAGAGGAAUUUCUGGAUCCCAUUACCUCUGAACUCCUGGUCCUUCCAAUGUUACUGCCCAGCGGCAAAGUAAUCGAUCAGAGCACUCUGGACAGACAUAGUCGGUGUGAAGCUACUUGGGGCCGGGUGCCAAAUGACCCCUUCACCGGCGUCCCUUUCAGCCGCCAUUGCAAGCCUGUUCCUCACUCCACUCUUAAAGCAAGGCUGGACCAUUUCCUGCUGCACAGCCCAAUACCAGGCCACACUGUUGUGGGGAGAACUCGAGUUGGUUUUGUUGCCUCGUCUGCUGUGAAGAGAAAAUCGGACUCCACACAAGCUAACGACGUGAAUCCGGUCUCAGAACAAAUGAGUGCCUGCAGUACAAACUCGGCUGUAAUUUUGUACUCUGAUCAAAAGAGAUUCAAAGCCGAAAUAAAGGAACUGCAAAAGCCUGAGAGAGAUUUGGGUUCAGUUUCGCAUGAGCAGAAGUUAACGCAGAGUCUGGACAACGCAUUGGCCUCCGUCUUAAGUGUGUUCCCAUCCUUUACUGCCAGACAAAGACAAGACAAAUCACAGCCAGCUGAUGGCAGCAACACUGACCGUCUGCAAGAUCCAGUUAGCUCUGAUGAAGCUUGCAGCAGCUGCAAUGAGGCAUUCUCUGCAUACUCCAAACACCUGGUGGUGUAUAGAUUGCUGUGUGGGCACCUGAUCUGCAGACCCUGUUUAUCCGCGAGGCAGAAGUCUUCAGCACCUUCCUGCUCCAAAUGCAAGAGGACAAUCAGCACCAGCGAUGUAGUGCGGGUGCACCUCUAGAUCUGUAGCACUUUGGCCUCCUACAUUGGGGAACUGGUGGAGAUACUCCUUCAGAUAACAUUAAAAGAGGUGGAAAUAAUAUAGAGAUAUUAUUUGAAAGUAAUAGAGAUAUUAUGGUGGCGCAGCGGUAGAGUUGCUGCCUUACAGCGAAUGCAGCCCCGGAGACCCGGGUUCGAUCCUGACUACGGCUACUGUCUGUACAGAGUUUGUACGUUUUCCCCGUGACCUGCAUGGGUUUUCUCCGAGAUCUAUGGGUUCCUCCCAUACUCCAGAGACAUACAGAUUUAUAGGUAAAUUGGCUUGGUAUAAAUGUAAAAUUGUCCCUGGCGUGUGUAGGAUCGUGUUAAUGUGCGGGGAUCGCUGGUCGGCGCGGACCCGGUGGGCCGAAGGGCCUGUUUUCGUGCUAUAUCUCUAAACUAAACAAAAAAUAUAAAUCUUCCCGAUAUUUAAAAUAUUAUUUACAACAUUGUAUAAAUUAUAAUUUUGAUAUAUUGCUCAGGUUUCAGAUACAGUGGUGUUGAGUGGGAGCAAGAGAACUCUCAAUGUUGUGGCAGUGUGCUAUGCUGCUAAUGUCACUUUGUGAAUUUAGUUCUUGGAUGGCUUAGAGCAUCCUCCCUCCGAAGAAUAAAAAUAUCAAAUAAAAUAAGGGAAUUAAGAACAAUGUAAACUUUGAGGAAUUAAUAAAUGGAAUUUCGACCCUAAAAUUGAAUUAGUGUUGCAAAUUCCAACUGCUUAACUGAGUUUGGAACUGCCUGGUGUCUGUCUGGCUUAUUGGUCUAUCAAUGACUGGCUCCAUUCAGUAAAAAGCAGCCAUACUGCCCCUUGUUCUGGUUAUUUUGAGCUAAAGUAAAUAUAAUAUUUAUUACUCCUUUACACAAGUAAAUUUACAAGUGAGGAGUAUUUACUAAUGCACUCCAGAAAAAUAAAUGGGGCACAGCACGGUGGCACAGCGAUAGAGUUGCUGCCUUACAGCACCAGAGACCCGGGUUCGAUCCUGACUACGGGUGCUGUCUGUACCGAGUUUGUACGUUCUCCCCGUGAUCUGCGUGGGUUUUCUCAGGGAGCUCCAGUUUCCUCCCACACUCAAAAGAAGUACAAGUUUGUAGGUUAAUUGGCUUCGUUAAAAAAAAAAUUGUAAAUUGUCCCUAAUGCGUAGGAUGGUGUGGUGUUGGUGUGCGGGGAUCGCAGGUUGCCGCGGACUCGAUGGGCUGAAGGGCCUGUUUCUACAGUAACUCUAAACUAUACUAAAAAACUAAAAAGUAAAGGUUUUUGGUUUCCACCUGUGACAGUAGAAUACAAUCCAGUUACCCUGGAAUAUUAGAUAUUUGGUUUUUGUUUAAUAAAUUCCCUGGCUGAAAUCUAAUAUUGAA